AUGAAAUUUGAUCUCGCUCCAGAAGGUCGUCGUUCAUCGGGUUUAAAUGCUGUAUGGGUUGCUCGAAAUCGAUUUGCUGUACUCGAUAAAAAUCAUGUCAUUUUAAUAAAAAAUAAUAAAAAUGAAAUAACAAAAAAAAUUCAAUUAGCUAAUUGUGAUGAAAUAUUUUAUGCUGGUACUGGUCUUAUAUUAAUUCGUGAAAAUGAUCAUAUUAGUUUAUAUGAUGCUCAACAAAAACGUUCAUUAGCAAGUGUAAGAGUUGGUAAAGCCAAAUAUGCAAUAUGGUCAAAUGAUAUGAAUUAUUUAUCAUUAUUAUCAAAACAUCAACUUGUUAUUUGUAAUCGAAAACUUGAACAAUUAUGUAUUAUUCAAGAAAAUAUAUCAGUUAAAUCAGGUGCAUGGGAUGAUUCAGGUGUUUUUAUUUAUACAACAUCAAAUCAUAUUAAAUAUGCACUUAUUAAUGGUGAUCAUGGAAUUAUUCGUACACUUGAUUUACCUAUUUAUAUAACUAAAAUCAAAGGAAAUAGUGUAUUCUGUUUGGAUAGAGAAGUUCGACCGCGAUUAUUAAAUAUUGAUCCAACGGAAUUUAAAUUUAAAUUAGCUUUAAUUAAUCGAAAAUAUGAUGAAGUACUUCAUAUGGUUCGAACAGCAAAAUUAGUUGGACAAAGUAUUAUUGCUUAUCUACAGAAGAAAGGUUAUCCAGAAGUAGCACUUCAUUUUGUAAAAGAUGAAAAAACAAGAUUUGGUUUAGCACUUGAAUGUGGAAAUAUUGAUAUUGCAUUAGAAGCUGCUCGAGCUUUGGAUGAUAAACGUUGUUGGGAAAAAUUAGCUGAUAUUGCUUUAUUACAAGGAAAUCAUCAAAUUGUUGAAAUGGCAUAUCAACGAACGAAAAAUUUUGAUAAAUUAGCUUUUCUUUAUUUAAUUACUGGAAAUCUUGAAAAAUUAAGAAAAAUGAUGAAGAUCGCUGAAGUACGAAAAGAUGUUAGUGGACAAUUUCAAAUAGCUAUGUUAUUAGGUGAUGUUGAUGAACGUGUUAAACUUCUUCGACAAUGCAAUCAAAAAUCACUUGCAUAUGUUAUGGCAGCUACACAUGGACUUGAUGAACAAGCCGAACAAUUGAAAGAAUCUCUUGAUGAUAAAGUUCCUGAAGUAAAUCCAAAUGCUGAAUUAAUUUUACCACCAUGUCCAAUAAGUCAACAAGAAUCUAAUUGGCCAUUAUUAGCUGUAUCUAAAGGAUUUUUUGAAGGUGCAGCUAUAAAAGGAACUCAACCAGCAGCAACAACUGGUUCAUCUACAACUACAGCACCUAAAUUUGGUGCAAAUGUUAAUAUUGAAGAAUCAGCAACAACUGGCGGAGAUUGGGCUGAUGAUGAUGCACAAAUGGAACUUGAUGAUGAUGAUUUUACUAAAGAAAAGGGUCGUGGAAAUCAAGAUGAAAACGAAACAGGUGAAGGUUGGGGUGAUAGUGAACUUGAAUUACCAGCUGAUCUUGACGUACCGGAUGUAGCUGGUGACGAAGAUGAUACGGGUGGUUUCUUCGUAGCACCCACGAAAGGCCAAUCAGUUCCACAAAUGUGGACACAAAAUUCCAAAUUACCUGUCGAUCAUGUAUUAAGUGGUUCAUUUGAAACAGCAAUGCGUUUAUUACAUGAUCAAGUUGGAAUUGUUAGUUUUGAAGAAUAUAAACAAAUAUUUCUUCAAAUUUAUUCACGUUCACGUACAGCUUAUACUGCAUUACCAUCAUUACCCGCACUAUAUGCAUAUCCAUUAAGAAAUUGGCGCGAUGCACAUUCACCAAAAUUAUUCCUUCCAGCUGUUGGAUUAAAAUUAGAAGAAUUAGUUGGACGUCUUCAAGCAGCAUAUCGUUUAACAACAAAUGGUAAAUUUCAAGAAGCUGUUUUAAUAUUUCGUUCAAUAUUAUUAACUGUUCCAUUACUUGUUGUUGAAUCACGUCAAGAUAUUCUUGAAAGUCAACAAUUAAUUGAAAUAUGUAAAGAAUAUAUUGUUGGUUUACAAAUGUCUAUGGCUAAAAAAGAUUUAGCUAAAGAUGAUGAAAAAACGUUCAUGUGA
Messenger RNA from Adineta steineri, 2070 nucleotides. NCBI's taxonomy places the organism in Eukaryota, Metazoa, Rotifera, Eurotatoria, Adinetida, Adinetidae. The record is from the annotation of a GenBank genome assembly.